Molecule: messenger RNA, 1916 nt
Organism: Arachis duranensis
Lineage: Eukaryota; Viridiplantae; Streptophyta; Magnoliopsida; Fabales; Fabaceae
Product: galacturonosyltransferase 8
Exons: 3
Coding region: 67-1701 (544 amino acids)
Molecular function (GO): polygalacturonate 4-alpha-galacturonosyltransferase activity
Source: RefSeq, a predicted model, not a curated record
CCAAACAAACCCAUUAAUUAACACACUCACACUCAAGCCGCGAUUCUUCUGAAUUCGCAAGCACUGAUGGUGAUGGCGAACUCUCCAACCGUUUUCUCUUUCACAGUCUUAGCCUCUGCUAUUUCCCUUGCUCUCUGCAUUUUCUUCACCACUCACCACCACCACCACCACAACACAAUCGGUUCUGAUGGAGUUUCACAUGGAUUUGAAUCCGUACGGAGAUCCAUUCUGGCUCUGAAAACAGAUCCACUGAAGCCUCGGUUGGACCACAUCAAGAAGCAAGCUGAGGAUCACCGCAUGCUUGCAUUGAUGUAUGCAUCCUAUGCACGGAAGCUCAAGCUUGAGAGCUCCAAGGUUGUUAGAGUUUUCGCCGAACUCUCAAGGGACUUCUCAGAUCUAAUGAACAAACCCCAAUACACUGCCCUCUUCAGCUCUGAUGGUGCAAUCGAUGAAUCAGUGCUUCGCCAAUUGGAAAAGGAAGUGAAGGAGCGGAUUAAGACUGCUCGCCAAGUAAUUGGCGAAGCCAAAGAGUCAUUUGAUAAUCAGCUCAAGAUUCAGAAGUUGAAGGACACAAUUUUCUCCGUGAAUGAGCAGUUGACCAAGGCAAAGAAGCAAGGAGCCUUCUCCAGCUUGAUUGCAGCUAAGUCAAUCCCGAAGAGCUUGCACUGUAUCUCAAUGAGGCUGAUGGAGGAGAGGAUUGCACAUCCAGAGAAGUAUUCUGAUGAGGGGAAGCCUACUGCUCCAGAACUCGAAGAUCCUAAACUCUAUCACUAUGCCAUAUUCUCGGACAACGUCGUUGCAGCAUCUGUGGUGGUCAAUUCAGCCACAAAGAAUGCAAAGGAACCGUGGAAGCAUGUAUUUCAUGUUGUGACCGAUAAGAUGAAUCUUGGAGCAAUGCAAGUGAUGUUUAAGUUGAAGAAUUACAAUGGGGCGCAUAUCGAGGUUAAGGCAGUUGAAGACUACAAGUUCCUGAAUUCAUCAUAUGUGCCGGUGCUUCGACAGCUGGAGUCUGCUAACCUGCAGAAAUUUUACUUUGAAAACAAGCUUGAGAAUGCCACAAAGGACACAACAAAUAUGAAGUUCAGGAAUCCGAAGUAUUUGUCUAUACUAAACCACUUGAGAUUCUACUUGCCAGAGAUGUAUCCAAAGCUCCAUAGGAUUCUGUUUUUGGAUGAUGACAUAGUGGUUCAGAAGGACCUUACUGGGUUAUGGAAGAUUGAUAUGGAUGGCAAGGUGAAUGGAGCUGUAGAAACAUGUUUCGGGUCAUUCCAUAGAUAUGCACAGUACAUGAAUUUCUCACACCCAUUGAUUAAAGCGAAAUUCAAUCCGAAGGCUUGUGCAUGGGCGUAUGGAAUGAAUUUCUUCGAUUUGGAUGCUUGGAGAAGGGAAAAGUGCACGGAAGAGUACCAUUAUUGGCAGAAUCUGAAUGAGAACCGGACAUUAUGGAAACUAGGGACAUUACCUCCGGGUCUUAUCACAUUCUACUCAACCACAAAGCCACUAGAGAAAUCAUGGCAUGUUCUUGGGCUUGGUUAUAACCCAAGCAUCAGCAUGGAAGAGAUCAAGAAUGCAGCAGUGGUGCACUUCAAUGGUAACAUGAAACCAUGGCUUGACAUUGCUAUGAAUCAGUUUAAGCCACUUUGGUCAAAGUUUGUUGAUUAUGAGUUAGAGUUUGUUCAAGCCUGCAAUUUUGGUCUCUAAAUUUGGUUAUGAUGGCUUCUUCGACAAAGAGCUCUUAAUCUGCUUAUUAGUUUUUAUUAAUUAUGAUGCCCUAAUGCUUAUAUUAUACAGUUAGUUUAAAGGAAUUCCUUGGUGGGGCUGGAAAAUCCAUGCCCCUUUCCAAGAAGAAAUAUUGUUACUUAAAGGAUGUUGAUUCUGAAGUAAAUGAAUGUUGUAGCUUACAAUUGGCCUUGAAA